AUGGAUCGCCCCACGCGUGAGCACGUCCUUAGCAAUGGUCGGGCAUUUGAACGAUCCAAGAGGUCCGACCAUGCUCCUCUGGUCCCGCACACAUUCGUCCCCGUGCCGGCCUCUUCGACCAGAUGUGCUGGCUCAACACGGGCUGCUGUAACCGCUCCCCAACCGCGUGUGGCUCAGAUUAUGAGCAUAAACGACCUCCUUCUGGAAAGAGCCGGGAUGAUUCAAAUUCCCCAACUGACAUACGAAUGGGGCCAACAUCCCCAUGACAUGAUCGCGGGCAUCACUCCUCUUCCAGCACCGCCCGGACAAGCCGAGCUCAUGUACGACAACGCAUUCGGAAUGAACAGAGGUCUGCCAGUUCCAACCCACGUCCACGCCCACACCCAGGGACUCCAAUGUCAACGCAGGCCAUGCAUACAUGGCUAUGGAGGCCGGGGACAGACUAAACGCACUUAUCUGCCUCAUCCGCAAUCUGAAAAGGACUUUCUGGCGCAAUACUACGCCGGGCCCCCCUCAGCAGACACGGGCGCUGACCAAAUACCUCAUAUUCCCGCGGUUAUAGAGGUACCUAAAGCGCCAGCAGCCCAGCAGCAACCCCAGAUCGUCACCGAGAUUAGUAGUACGGGCACGGCGGCGGCGGGAUCCACAGGUCUCACGAUUACCACCACCACCACCACCACGGGCACGGGCGCGGGCGCCACCACCACGACGAGAACGAUAACCGGACCCGAUGGAACCGUCCUCGUCCCUCCUCCCGUCCCCGCUCACCCAGGCUGCGAACUCUCCCCACAAAUGGCCAAAGUGAUGGACGAGUAUGGAAUCGAGCAUGUGUGCGAUUACUUGCGAGCCAAGAACUUGCUCAGAGACAAGAUAGUAAAGAAAGUCCUCAACAACACGCAGGACAAACUUAUGGAACUGCUGCUGAAGGAACUUGAUCAAAUGAGCAGUGAAGAAGAGGAGGAGGAGGAUGCCGAUCUUGAUUUUGUCUCUGACAUGGAAGAUGGCGGCGAGACGGGUCGCCGCCAGGAGGGUGAAGUGGACUGGACCUUUGCGGGUUAA
Molecule: messenger RNA, 1059 nt
Organism: Neurospora tetrasperma FGSC 2508
Lineage: Eukaryota; Fungi; Ascomycota; Sordariomycetes; Sordariales; Sordariaceae
Exons: 2
Coding region: 1-1059 (352 amino acids)
Source: RefSeq, a predicted model, not a curated record